This is a messenger RNA of Aplysia californica (California sea hare), 820 nucleotides long. RefSeq lists its product as uncharacterized. Gene Ontology annotation, molecular function: S-adenosylmethionine-dependent methyltransferase activity. Lineage: Eukaryota; Metazoa; Mollusca; Gastropoda; Aplysiida; Aplysiidae. The record is from RefSeq and is a predicted model, not a curated record.
GAGAUUGUGCUCACGGUUGCUGGUUGUAGGCUGACAGACAGUAACACACACACACACACACACACACACACACACACACACACACAUACAUACACAAACACACACACAAACACAAACACAUACACACACACACACACACACACACAAACAAACACACCAUACUGUGCUCACAAGUUGUUGCUUGUCAGACCGCGGCAUACACGCACAACCGUCAGCUGGGUCACCCACCCUCAAAGAUGAACCCCGUCGGCACGGAGAACCCGCAUAACAACAAACACUUCAUUGACAUCUAUGAGACUUUCCGUCCCGAUUAUCCAAAGGAGAUCUUUUACAGUAUAUACCACUUCAUGAUGGACGUCCGCGCCAACUUUGACCUAGCCAUGGACGUCUGCGCAGGCGCGGCAAAGGCCUCCAAGCCUUUGUGUACCUACUUCAAACAGGUGAUCGCCUUAGACAGCAGCGAAGAUUUCCUGUCUCGCGGCCCAGACGGAGUGCCCAACCUGAUCUACCAAGUGGCCGACUGCUCCAGGCCCCUCACCUUCCUCCGGUCACAGUCCGUGGAUCUGGUCAAUGUGGCCUCAGCCUUGAGGUUCCUCGAACGUCGCAGAUUUUACUGCGAGGUAGACCGGGUCCUGAAGCCUGGUGGCUGUUUCUCGCUCAUGUGUGUGACCAUCCCACGACUCACGUGCGCAGACGGCGGGGCCUACACCAUCAUCAAACAGAAGCUGCUGAAGGACGUGUUCGAGAAACAUCGGCGUCGGAUGGAACAAAUCUACAGCGGCCUCGACAACUGCGAUAUUAUGUACCCUUACUACAAAAA